Molecule: messenger RNA, 3833 nt
Organism: Carcharodon carcharias (great white shark)
Lineage: Eukaryota; Metazoa; Chordata; Chondrichthyes; Lamniformes; Lamnidae
Gene: recql5
Product: RecQ helicase-like 5
Exons: 16
Coding region: 166-3009 (947 amino acids)
Biological process (GO): double-strand break repair via homologous recombination
Cellular component (GO): cytoplasm; chromosome
Molecular function (GO): ATP binding; nucleic acid binding; four-way junction helicase activity
Source: RefSeq, a predicted model, not a curated record
UGCUGUGCGCGGUGAUGUUACGGGGGUGCCUGGCCCGGGCUUGCCAGAGCUCCUGUGUGCACGGUCCAGGGAGCCGAUAGUCGACCCUUCGUCCGCCUCUCCCCCUCCCUUCCACCAGGAGAGGAAACCCCUAGGGCAUCAGGGGACACCUGCUUUCCCGGGACCAUGUCCUCAGCCUCCCGGGACCGGGUGCGCUCGGCCCUCAGUCAGGUGUUCGGGUUCGAGUCGUUCCGGUCGCAGCGACAGGAGAGCGCGGCUAGGGCGGUGCUGAGAGGCGACAAGGAUGUCUUCAUCUGCAUGCCAACAGGAGCAGGGAAAUCUCUCUGUUACCAGUUACCAGCUGCACUUGCUGAGGGUGUCACCAUUGUGAUCUCCCCACUGAUUGCUCUUAUUCAGGACCAGAUCGAGCACAUGCAUGUACUGAAUAUCCGAGCAUGCUCCCUGAAUUCCAAGCUGUCCCUCGAGGAGCGGAAAGUGGUCCUAUCUGACUUGAACUGUGGUAAGCCCAGCAUCAAACUGCUCUACAUCACCCCGGAGAUGGCAGCUUCCAACACCAUGCUUCCCAUCAUUGACUCCCUGCUGGCUCGACAUCUGCUCUCGUACCUGGUCAUCGACGAGGCACAUUGUGUGUCGCAGUGGGGGCAUGACUUUCGACCUGAUUACCUCAAACUGGGGUCUUUACGCAGCAAGGCUUCUGGUAUCCCCUGCGUGGCUCUGACUGCUACGGCCCCUCAGCAAGUGCAGGAUGACAUUGUGGCUGCUCUUCAGCUAAAGCAGCCCAUCACAGUCUUCAAGAGUCCUUGCUUCAGAGCUAAUCUGUUCUACGAUGUUCUCUUCAAAGAGAUCCUGAAUCAACCUUAUGUCAAUCUGAAAGCAUUCUGUGAGAAGGCGUUGGGACAGAAGGACUCUGCAGGGCUGUUUGAUGGCUGUGGCAUAGUUUACUGUCGGACCAGGGACACGUGUCAAGAGGUGGCAGAGGAACUGACACGAAGAGGGGUGGAAGCCAAGGCUUAUCAUGCAGGGCUAAAGAAUUCAGAACGCACUGGGGUGCAGAAGGAGUGGAUGGAGGGCAAGGUACCUGUGAUCGUUGCAACCAUCAGCUUUGGGAUGGGUGUGGACAAGGCGAAUGUCAGAUUUGUUGCCCAUUGGAAUCUGGCAAAGUCGAUGGCCGCUUAUUACCAAGAAUCUGGCCGAGCAGGGAGAGACGGGAAGCUCUCGUUUUGCCGAAUCUACUACUCCAGGAUAGAUUGUGAGAACAUCAGCUUCCUGAUCAAGAAGGAGAUUGCUCAGACCCAGAGCAAAAGAGGAUCCAUAAAAAACUCCGACAAAUCCUCCCUGGUGGGCUUUGAGACUCUGGUUUCCUUCUGUGAGCAACCAGGGUGUCGACAUUUAGCCAUCGCCAAGUAUUUUGGAGAUGAGGUGCCAGCCUGUAAUCGGGCAUGCGAUCACUGCAAGAACCCAGAGAUUGUGAUGAGACAGCUGGAUUCACUUCAGAGAUUUGAUAUGAGCAAGGCCCAGGUAUCUGUCAAAAAGCCAACAGUCCAGGGGCCAUUUGGAUACAUCCAUGAUCUGUAUGAGGGUGGAAGGAAGGGCUAUGGCUUUGAGAGAUAUGAUAAUGAAGAAGAUGACAAUGAAUUAGAUGGAGAAAAUGAAUCCAGAAAGAAGGAAUGGAAUACAUUUUUUCAGAAACAGAUGAAGCUGCGGAAGAAUGGAGAGCCUGUAAAGGAUAAGGAUAACUUUGUACCGCCUGAUCCUGACUGCCCCCUCCGAGAUGCAGCCAAUCGGAAAAUACCAAAGCUGUCUGUGAAGGCACGGGAACAUUGUCUCCACAUGUUGGAGGAGGCACUGACCAAGAGUAAACAGCAGGGAGUCACAAAACCAGAGUGGGCUGACCCUCACUCAUGUGCCGUAGAGAUGGAAUAUGAAGCUUUCAAAAUCACCAAGAUGGCUAACUUAUACAAAGCACUGGUGCUGAGAAAGGUUGGAGAGAUUAAGUCAAUUCAAAAUCGGCCUUUGUACCCACAACUGACAAAAAUGGAUGCUACAGCGACAACAGAUUGUGGCAAAGAUGGAGAAACAUUUAUUUCCGCAUCACAGCUCUACUCUUUCAAGCGAAAGCGUAUAGGAGCAGGAGGCCAGAGUUCAUCUAGCCCAUUCCAGACCGCAGGAGAGAUGCUGACGAACCCGGUGCUAGUGAACAGUGAGCAGAGGAAUGGUGCUAGUUCAGAGAGUCCGGAAUACCACUUGGACAGAGCUGGAAAAAAAGAUACAAGAUCUCCAGAUGUCACAAAACCCUCUGUAGACCACAAUGAGAGGACAAAUCAGUCCACGCCUCUCCACUCUAGUCCAAGCAAGAAGAAACCCACUAAAAGACAACUGCUGGCAGAGAGUGCCAAGAAAGACUCUCAGAAUAUUACCAAAUUCUUUCAGCAGAGCAAAUCUAAAGGGGUAGCAGAAGCCUCAGCCAGGGGCCUAGAUGGGGUCUGCAGCACCCUUGUUAAUGAUGCACAGGAAGAAGAGGACAGCAGGAAAGGAUCCUCUUCCACUUGGACCUUGUCUGGGGAACUGGAAUCUUCUCCGGAUCUUGAUAAAGUGACUAAGACUGUAAAUGUGAACAUAGUGCCUAAGACUGUAAAUGAGAACAUAGUGCAGAGACAUUUACAGACCUGUCGUGAUAUGGAACAAAAGAUAAGUGUUAUGAAAAUUAUACUUACUUUGAAGUUGAGAGCGGAGGGCAGGAACUUUAACUCCCAAUGGAUCUCGGUGCUUUUGCACCUACGCAGACUGGGAGCGGGCUGCACAUGCACAGUUCUGCAGUGCAAGUUCUUCGGGCCUGGGACAGGCUCAUCACACCGCAUAAAGAGAGGGGGAAAAGGCACGAAACCUGGGAGUGGAGCACCAUCAAGGAGAGGUCCCAAAAGAAGAGUCCCAGAGGGAGGAGACAAGGAAACAGGCUCCAAACAGGCAAAAUGCUAUGGGGAGCAAACUUUAAGGGAAGAAGGCAGCUGAAGAUUGGUGACUACGUGCUCCGGGCCACUGGGGCAAAAGUACCCCUUUGGAGCAGUAGUAUUCUGCUUGGCAUGGUCAAAGAUCUAAAGUUGUGCUUGUGAAUUAGUGCUUGAGUGUAUAUUUGGAAAUCCAGGAGAAAGAGAUCUUGAGAGACAAGAUUGAAAUACUACAAGGUGGACUGUUGUUGAUGCCAUCCGAGUUGGGGAGACUGUUGAAGAAAAAUCUUCGAAGGUGAAGACUGGAAUCCCCUGUGAGAGAGACCGAGUUUUAGUGAGAUUGGCUGACACUCAGUAUUACUGAUGCCUGCGUGGGUUGUUGAGAAAUCCAUGGACUCUGUUUUGGUCAAACCUGCCAUUUAUUGUGGAGUCUGGUGUGUUUGACCACAGUUGUGUGUUAAUUCACAUGUACCUCAUACUUACCCUAAAUGUUAGAGUAUAACAUAUAUAUUGUAAAUGGUUUUAUCUUUCUUACCUUGUAUAGUAAAGUUUAUUUUUGUUUGUUCAAAGGCUGCCAAUGCAGUGCCUGCACAGUUGUACUGACGUGAUUAUGCACAACAAGUUCCAUUUGCUGGUGAUGUCUGCAUACCCCAAGCUCUUGAUUUCACUGUUUUUCAAUGAAGGGACCUAUUGUUCUUACAGCCAUCCAUAUUUAAGUUGUCUAAUCUUGGUUCAAAAGUUCACAUGAUUCCCUUAUGGGAUUCUAAUUUUCAUCUGAUUCCGUACAGCAAUGCAGUAGCAAGCUGCCCUCUUAUGCAUCCCAAGAGGCUGAUAAAUAAAAAGCAAGCAAAGAGAGAUGCAGGGUUAUUUCUCUCACAAACUCCAAAA